Molecule: messenger RNA, 2955 nt
Organism: Lodderomyces theae
Lineage: Eukaryota; Fungi; Ascomycota; Pichiomycetes; Serinales; Debaryomycetaceae
Gene: PDR6
Product: Pdr6p
Exons: 2
Coding region: 1-2955 (984 amino acids)
Biological process (GO): protein import into nucleus
Cellular component (GO): nuclear membrane; cytoplasm
Source: RefSeq, a predicted model, not a curated record
AUGACGAGUCAAUUGGACUUGAAUGAUUUCGUCAAGGUGAAGCUUCUUUACACUACUCAAGAUGCUGAUCAAAUACAUCACCUUCAAGACAAAUUACAAACAUACCAGAAAAGUGAACAUGGUGACGAGCUAGGGCUAGAGCUACUACAGCAUCCCCACAGUACCGUAAAGUACUUUGGUGCACUAACCAUUACUGUUUAUCUCAACACGUUCGGUUGUAAAAAUUAUGAAACAACUUUUCAACAAAUUGUAUUAGUCAUUGAAAAGCUAUCCAAUGAAAACUAUAACGCAAACUUAUUUAUUAUCAGGAAGUUAUUGAGCUGUUUGUCGUUGAUAUAUAUACAAAACUUUCAACAUUUUGAUCCCGUGUUGGUGUAUAUCAAAGCAUUGCUACCAGGAGCCAGUUCAGUUGCUGAAUAUGUAACCAAUUUGCAAGAUUCAAAACAGUUGGAGCUCCUUUUAUAUCUUUUAUCGACCAUUGUGGAAGAGGUGGUCAAGAUUCCAUCCUCGGUUCCGGAAUUACAGUCAGCGAUUUAUAAGACAAUUUUUAAACAUUUACAGACUGUUCUUGAGUACUUGCAGCAACAAUAUUCCCAAUUACCGGAAGAAUUUGUACUUCUUCUACUUGAGUGUUUAAAUUCGUGGGUUGUUUACGCAUCAACCGCAGAGGCUCGCUCAGAAGUGAGGUAUGCUGACGACUUGGAUCCGUUCCUAACCCUCAUCCUAAAGCAAUUGGAUGCGGACUUUGAUAUUGACAAAAUGGAGCUAUACAACAAAACAUUCUCGGUAUUGGCAGAAUUUGUAGAUCACAUUGCAAGAGCAUUGAAUCCAUUUAAAGCUACCUUGAUGGAUAUCUUUUUUGGCAGUGAAAAGUUUGGAAUGCAAAUGCUAAAUACAAUUUUUGCAGAUAAAGAUUUGAUGGAGACGUACCGCUUGGAGGUUGAUAAUUACAUCAAUUUGGUCAUUAACUACCUUGAGUUGAACAUCAUUCAACUUACACGAAAUAUUUUGCACCCAGAUACUGCAAGGAUCAUACAAACGGUAAUCGCUUUGACCAAUGCACCUGGUCAGCCAAUUGUUGAAGAAAACAUCAGCUUUCAAUUGAUAUCUUUUUGGGACGAGUUUUCCAACACUCUAAUCGACGAUGCCGACGUGUUAAAGGAGGCUUUCCCAACUCUUGUGGCUGAGAACAAAAAAAAGAGCAACGAGAUUUUGAUGGAAGUGGCUGUUUCUUAUUUCCAAAAAAUUCAGAAAUCUACCGAUGCUGUAUCUCAAGAGUUUUCUCGUUAUAGGGUUUUGGUUGCAGAUUUGUUCAUUGUGUUUUACUCAGUCUUGGGUGUUCCCAUCUACGCAACUUUAUGCGAUACUGUUGGAACCAGUAUGGCUCAAAGCGAAGCUGCCUUGUACCUACUACACAAGAUCACUGUUGAUGUUCAGUUCUUUGAUGAUGAGGCUGAUGCUGAUGAAAACUCCAAUACGCAUCCAUUAAUACAUGAAAUUACCAAAUUGUUCGAAAAAAAUAUAAUUGGGUUGGUGGAGAGCCAUCUUGAUUCCGAGUUCAUCACCACAAGCUUAUUGAAUUUCAUCUCAGUGUUGCCAUUUUUUUACAAGUCCAAAGCAGGAAGUCAAUAUCUAGCACCAAGUUUUGACUUUUUGUUUAGGGUAAUCACAACUAGAAAAACCGGUAACUUGCCGCUUAUAGCGUCUCGCACCGUCUACCGUGUUUGUCAAGAUGCCGAGGAAAAUCUUAUUCCAUUCUUGCCGCAAUUAGAGUUGGUAUUAGUUGAGAUGUUGCAAAACCCCGCCAUUGAUAAUGUCAUACGAGAGAGGAUAACGAAUUCAUACAUUUCAAUAGUCCGGUCAAGAAAAAUUGCAUCGGACUUGGGUGAUAAAAUACUUGCAAUAUUACAAGUAAUUGACCAACAACGGGCAAGGAUUGAUGAUGAAUCAAUGGGAGAUUACGCAGUCAGUUUAGUGGCUUGCAUUGAUGAAAUUGGGAAAGCGUGUGCCUGCCCUGAGGAGAUUGAAGAAUACUUUACUGAUGAUCAACUUCAACAAACCAAGGCAUAUUGGAGCGCGGAUCCCUUGCAUAUUAGAGAUUCGAUUUUGCAAAAUUUGAGAGCAUUCUCCCUUGACUCUCCGUUGCUAGCGGAAAAGACUGUGGUAACUGAGAAAUGCUGUAGCAUUAUCAAAAGUGGAUUCAAUGAGCCUAUUCUUGGACCAUUUACAUUUGAUUUGGAGUUGAUUUUUCAGUACAUUCUUGCCAAAUUGCAAGUUUCAACUUCACGCUCAAUUGACUAUCUUCAUCAAUUGAUUACAAGUGUGGUGUUGACUCAUGCAAGAGAGAUCGAUCAAGCCCAGUUUGAGACCUUGUUAUUCAAGGCUUUUGUGGAUAUUCGAUCUGUAAUUGAAGCAGAUGAGGAUUUGAUAAAGUCGACAUUGGAUGUAUUUGCAGCCAUUGUUGACACCAAACCGGCAUUGAUCUUGUAUACCCCAAUUUUGGCAGAGUUUACAUUCCCCUUUGCGUUAGGUGCUUUUGCCAAGCACGAAGUCCCCAUUGUUCGAUCAACGGUCAAGUUUUGGAAUGCGCUAAUCACAACAAAGAAAGGAGUCCAGCAAGAUCAGGAAGUUGUAAGACAUUGGAUGACCACAGAACAAAAUGGUACCUGCCUAGGUUUCCAACUCACUAACCAGUUGCUAACUGCCUUCGUUGCAUCUCCAAGGUCUUCAUUGGAUUAUUAUUAUCCUUUAUUCAGGUACCUCAUUAACAAAUACCCAUUGGAGGUCAAGAAAUGGCUUUUAUACGUCGUUGACAACGCCUCCUUGGGAAAAGACAAGUUGGAUCAUGAUGCGAAACGCCAAUUUGUCAAUAAGUUGAUGCUCACUAGAGGUCAAAGAAUGGCUCAUAAUGUAUUAAAAGAUUUCUGGUUAGCCAUAUGGGGAUUGAGUGUGUAA